UGACACAGCUGGAGGACGAAAGCCCAGACUAGCUCCUCCAGGCUAAGUAUAGAGCAGGCAGGACCCCCGGCCCCCCGCUGAGCCGGGGUUCUAGCCCCAGCCCCGGGCCCCAUCUGCCAGGCCCCUGCUGGCUUGAAAGGGAGCCCAGAAGGUCUGAGGGGCUGGCUGGCCAAGUUCUGUCUCCCUGGUGAAGAACGCUUUCGGGACCUGGCAGACCCCAGCGCCCCGGGUCUUGACCCACCCGGUGUCACCUCAGUACUGGGUGUGGGGACGUGACUCCUAACUGUGUGUGUACAAGGGCCUGCAAUUAUGUGUGUGUGUUGGGGGGGAAGGGUUGUGUGUGUGGGUCAGGUCACUUGGGGUGAAAACCCUCAGCAGCCCCUCCCCCACAUUCCUGGCGGGAGUGGGAGAUAAGGCUCAGGGCCACAGACAUCUGCGUCAGAGAUAGGAGGUCUCAAUGCCAUGGGCAGGGGCAACUGGGACUGCAGGGCGUGGGAAGGCCUGGGUAAGACUGGGGUGAGCAGGGUAAAAGAGGGCUGCUGGCAGGAUGGGGAGGGGAGAGUGGGGAGGCCCUGGGCACACCCUGACAGAGGGGAGCAGAGCAGGGUGUGGGUUCACCCUUGGUAGGUGAACUAUGUUGCCCCCGCUGCCUCUGCUGCUGCUCUGGCUGCUGGCCCCCCAGGGUGGGCAUGGCUGCCAGGAGCCAGAGCUUGACCGGGAACUGGUCCUGGCCAAGGUAAGGGCCCUGUUUCUGGAUGCCUUGGGGCCCCCAGCGGUGACCCAGGAAGGCGGGGAUCCUGGAGUCAGGCGUCUGCCUCGAAGACACGCUGUGGGGGGCUUCGUGCGCAGGGUCUCUGAGCCGUUGGAGGAGGAUGUCUCCCAAGCCAUCCUUUUCCCAGCAACAGGUGCCAGCUGUGAGGAUGAGCCAGCUGCUGGAGAGCUGGCCCGGGAGGCGGAGGGAGGCCUCUUCACCUACCUGUUCCGGCCGUCCGCGCACACGCGCAGCCGCCAGGUGACGUCGGCUCAGCUGUGGUUCCACACGGGACUGGACAGACGGGACACAGCGGCCUCCAAUAGCUCUGGGCCCCUGCUAAGCCUGAUGGUGCUGUCAUCGGGGGCGCCCGUGGCUGUGCCCGUGUUCCUGGGCCAGGCCCCCCCUCGCUGGGCCGUGCUGCACCUGGCGGCCUCGGCCCUCCCUCUGCUGACCCACCCUGUCCUGGUGCUGCUGCUGCGCUGUCCUCUCUGCUCCUGCUCAGCCCGGCCAGAGGCCACACCCUUCCUGGUGGCCCAAACACGGGCCAGGCCCCCCGGCGGAGGGGAGAGAACCCGCCGUUCCGCGCCCCCGUUGCCCUGGCCUUGGUCUCCCUCUGCCCUGCGCCUGCUGCAGAGGCCUCCAGAGGAGCUCGCCGCCCAUGCCAACUGCCACAGAGCGGCCCUCAACAUCUCCUUCCAGGAGCUGGGCUGGGACCGGUGGAUCGUGCACCCUCCCAGCUUCAUCUUCCACUACUGUCACGGAGGCUGUGGGCUGCCCACCUCACCAGACCUGCCCCUACCAGGCCCUGGGGUUCCCCCGACCCCCGUGCAGCACCUUUCGUUGGUGCCAGGGGCCCUGCCCUGCUGUGCUGCUCUCCCAGGGACCAUGAGGCCCCUCCGUGUCCGCACCACCUCAGAUGGAGGUUACUCGUUCAAGUACGAGACGGUGCCCAACCUUCUCACGCAACACUGUGCCUGCAUCUGAGGCGGGUUUGCUGGAGGUCCAGCUGGUCCCACCCCACCAGCUGGAAGAAGGGCAGAAUUCGGGAGAAAUAUGGUUAUCACUCCUCCCUGCCUUCUACAUUUCUGCCUGAGGGCCCCGCCCCCCACCUCAUGCCUUGCUGUGGGUAAUGUGACAAUAAAAACAUGGUGCAUGUGA
Molecule: messenger RNA, 1912 nt
Organism: Condylura cristata (star-nosed mole)
Lineage: Eukaryota; Metazoa; Chordata; Mammalia; Eulipotyphla; Talpidae
Gene: INHA
Product: inhibin, alpha
Exons: 2
Coding region: 635-1738 (367 amino acids)
Biological process (GO): SMAD protein signal transduction
Cellular component (GO): extracellular region
Molecular function (GO): growth factor activity; cytokine activity
Source: RefSeq, a predicted model, not a curated record